CUCCAAGCACUUUUUCAAAACCAAACUCAAUAAUCCGGUGCUUUCUUCUUCUCCAGCUCACUUCUCUGUCUUCUUCUCCAACACUGAGUACACCAAUCGGAGAUGGACAAAAGUGACACCAACCAUGCGAGACUUAGAGAGAUCAAGUGCGAGAGUAAUAUUGUUUUUUCAUGUGCAACAUGAGUGUAUUUUGAAAAUUUCAACCAGUUAUUCAAAAUUGUUUUUUUUUUCAAAAAAUAGAUCAUUCAAUAUUUUAUCCCAAUUUCUAAAAGUCAUAUCCAAGCACAUCAAACCCAAGUCCCUUAUAGGACUCCCAUAAAAUUCUACAACAAUUCCCAUCUUUUAUAAAUCAAAUUUCACAAAAGUAUUUGUUUUGAUUAUUAUUACCAACCAUUUAAGCUCAUUUUAGAUUUGUCUAGAAUUAAAAUAAUAACAAUUUUUUAGGGUGAAAUUAAUUUGAAUAUUGAAUGAAAUAUUUAAUCAAAAUUUUUCAGAGGUUACAAUUAAGAAGUUUACAAAGACUGAAAUAUAAUUAAUAUAUAUGGCAGUAGGAGGUGGCAGUUGGUGAUUUGUCUGUGACGGACCCUUCUCACGUAGCAAAGUCCAACUACGUUACCCGCCAAGCCAUUAUUUUCCCCCCACAUUUUGUAAACAAAUGAUUAUUACUAAUCUAAAGAUGGAAGGAAAUUGAAAUGCUUUGACGAAACGGUGUAUCGAACAACAGCGUAGGGUUGCGUUCAAAUUUGAACGUUGAAAAAUGCAUUUUUUUAAAUUCCUUAAUUGGUUCUCCUUCUUCUUCCUUUGCUUCUCUCUGUUUUAUUACUACCGCACACCCCAAAUCUCUCCCUAUUUCCUUCUCAAUAUGGCUCAAGGUUCCUCCAACUCCAUUUUUGAUUUCACUGUCAAGGAUAUUCGUGGGAAUGAUGUGAGCCUUAGUGAAUACAAGGGGAAAGUUCUUCUGAUAGUGAAUGUUGCUUCUGAGUGUGGUUUAACGAAGUCAAACUACAAGGAGCUGAAUGUAUUGUAUGACAAAUACAAAAAUCAAGGUUUUGAGAUAUUGGCAUUUCCUUGCAAUCAGUUUGCAGGACAAGAGCCAGGAAACAAUGAACAGAUUCAGGAAACUGUAUGCACAAGGUUCAAAGCUGAAUUCCCCAUCUUUGAUAAGGUUGACGUUAACGGGAAGGAUGCAGCACCAAUAUAUAAAUUCCUGAAAUCACAAGAGGCUGGCCGUGGACUAUUUGGCGAUGGCAUCAAGUGGAACUUCACAAAGUUCUUAGUGAACAAAGAAGGGAAGGUAGUUGGUAGAUAUGCUCCAACCACCUCGCCUUCCAAGAUUGAGAAAGAUAUCGAGAAUCUAUUGCAAUCUGCUUGAAAACAAGGUCAGAACCAUACACAAUGAACUCCAACAGUGCUUAUUUACAUGGUUUGUUAGUUAUGGGAUUGCAUAUUUUCUUAUUUACAUGGUUUGUUAGUUAUGGGAUUGCGCUGACCAUAUUUUCUCUAAACCUUGCAUACAUAUAUACAGUGUUACGUGGUGAAAUUUGAAUUUUAUUUAAGAGAUCUUCAUUCACACUUGUUAGUUGUUAUCCAUUUGGUCAUAUGUAAAAGUGAAUUGUGUUACGUGGUGAAAUUUAAAUUUUAUUUAAGAGAUCUUCAUUCGCACUUGUUAGUUGUUA
Messenger RNA from Cucumis sativus (cucumber), 1676 nucleotides. Its product is annotated as probable phospholipid hydroperoxide glutathione peroxidase. NCBI's taxonomy places the organism in Eukaryota, Viridiplantae, Streptophyta, Magnoliopsida, Cucurbitales, Cucurbitaceae. Gene Ontology annotation, molecular function: glutathione peroxidase activity. Gene Ontology annotation, biological process: response to oxidative stress. The transcript is spliced from 6 exons. Bases 758 to 1372 code for a protein of 204 amino acids. Gene Ontology annotation, cellular component: cytosol. The record is from RefSeq and is a predicted model, not a curated record.